ACCCACACCGGAGAGGAGAAAUUACACAAUUUCACAUCAUUCUGUCUCUCGCCGUGAAUCGUAGAAAACGGAAUCAAAGAUGGGAAAGGAUCGAAAUGGUUCCCGAAGCUCUAAUGAUGAAGAAACCGAAACAGCAUCUUACAGAAAAUCGAAAUCUAGAGCCGGUGGCGGUGACGAUUCCGAUUCUGAACCCCAAAGCGCAGGGAAGAAGCAGAAAGAAGGGAAAAGUGAUAAAGAGAGAAGGCGAAAAUCAAGGAAACGAUACAGCAGCAGCGAGGAUGAAGAUUCGUAUUCGGAUUCGGAAUCGGAGUAUUCAGAUUCGGAGGAGAGUGGUAGUGAUGAAAGCGUGAGCGAGAGCGAGAGUGAGGAUGAGAGGAGGAGGAAGAGGAAGAGAAGAGAGAGGGAGGACAGAGAGAGAAAAAGGAGGAAGGAGAAGGAAAGGAAGCGGAAAAGGAAGGAAAAGGAGAGGGAGGAGGAAAGGAAGAGAAAGAAGAGGAAAGAGAAGGAGAGGAAAGAAAGGAAGAAGCAGAAGAAGAAGGAGAAGUUAGAAAGAGGGAAGACAGGAGCUGUCACUAAUUCUUGGGGCAAGUAUGGUGUCAUUAGAGAAACUGACAUGUGGAAUAAGCGCCCGGAGUUCACUGCAUGGUUGGCAGAAAUAAAGCAGAUAAAUCUGGAGAGCCUUCCAAACUGGGAAGAGAAGCAGUUGUUCAAAGAAUUUAUGGAGGAUCACAACACAGCUACAUUUCCUUCCAAGAAGUAUUAUAACCUUGAUGCUUAUUACAAGCAUAAAAUGGAAAAGGAGAAGAAGAAGGGUGUCAAAAAGGUUCUGGAAACAGAGCGAACUGUUUUCAAUGAUGAAGAACAGCGUCGGCAAGAACUGUUGCAAGAACGUGAGAGGCAAAAGGAAGAAGAGGUUGUAUCCUUGAAGCGUGCUAUGCAGAGUGGAAUGGCACAAGCAAUGAAAGAGCAAGCUCAGCUAAGGGAAGAGAUGGCUUACCAGUACAAGCUUGGCAACUUUGAGGCUGCAGCUGCCAUCCAGAGAAGGUUAGACCCAGAUGUUGCUAUGUAAGAUGGAAACUAAUUUUGAUUGCUCCUGGUUUUUGUCGUACUCUAUUGUCCACAUUGGGAAUUUGUUAUUGGUCACAACCCCCUGCCUGGAGACUUGAGAUUCUCAAGCCAAGAGAGAGCCUUCCUCAGAUGUUGAUGCAUUCUUAAUCUAGUUCACUAGGUUAGGAGUUCUGAGCCUAGGCGUCUGCUUUUCCUUUUUAUUUUUUAUCCAUAGGAAUGGUGAAUUUUAUCGCAUCCGUAUUACAGUAGAUAUUAAUGGUAGUCGUAGAUACUCCUACUCAUGCAAGGAGAUUUUGAUUCCAUCUAAUGCUGAAUUUUGAAAAAAGAAAAAGGCUAAAGUUGAAUGUUAGAAAAGAAGGGUUGUUGAGACUUGAGAGCAUCGUCUUUUCCACACAGGUACAAUUUGUCAUGUGCUUUUUGGCUGUUGGAACUUGGAAUAAAGUCUGGGGAGUAAAUAUGUCUCGCAGGUGUGGAUGCGGAGCCUUUGAAUGUAGUAUUAUUAAUCAAUUUAGACAAUCACA
Messenger RNA from Rubroshorea leprosula, 1589 nucleotides. The record is from the annotation of a GenBank genome assembly. NCBI's taxonomy places the organism in Eukaryota, Viridiplantae, Streptophyta, Magnoliopsida, Malvales, Dipterocarpaceae.